Dreissena polymorpha is the source of this 1369-nucleotide messenger RNA. Its product is annotated as protein crumbs-like. The record is from RefSeq and is a predicted model, not a curated record. Bases 1 to 1251 code for a protein of 416 amino acids. Gene Ontology annotation, molecular function: calcium ion binding. Gene Ontology annotation, biological process: establishment or maintenance of epithelial cell apical/basal polarity; heterophilic cell-cell adhesion. Gene Ontology annotation, cellular component: protein-containing complex; plasma membrane. NCBI's taxonomy places the organism in Eukaryota, Metazoa, Mollusca, Bivalvia, Myida, Dreissenidae. The transcript is spliced from 8 exons.
AUGCCAUUGAUGAUGGUGAAACAGAAACGCGUGAAGAAAUUUUUUUGGCGCCGUCGAUCACCACCACCUCCGCCACCACCGCCACCACCGCCACCACCCAAUUGUGGACUGCCUGGUAAUGUUCGUGGUGCCACUGUGAGCGUCACGUCAACCCAGCAAGGCGGAACAGCAACUUACGCGUGUACUUCCGGGUACCAAUACGCAGGAGUUGCCUUAGUUUGCGCUCGCAAUCCAUGUGUGAACCACGUGCGCUGUGAAGACGGACAUACAAUUUACACGUGCAUAUGUCAACCUGGUUGGUUUGGUCAGACGUGCGACAUCCCUGUCAGUUGUGGCGAUCCAGGUCCCAUUGAAAAUGCUACUGUGACAGCCCCAGGUUUAACCCUCGGGAACGUCGCUAUAUAUGCAUGCGAUCGUGGAUACAAUGCGACUAAAGGCAGUGAAGAGCGAUUAUGUCAAAGUGACGGCACAUGGAGUGGCGAACCCCUUGUCUGCAAAUUCGCAGAAAGCUGUAACAGUUCCCCAUGCAUGAACAAAGCUACGUGUACAAAUCUCAUAGAUGACUUUAAAUGCGCCUGUGGGUAUGGCUGGGCUGGGAAAACAUGCAAUCUAGACGUUCAACCACCGCAUGUAGCAAAUUGCUCAAAAAGCGUUCGAGUGAAUGCAACAGAAAGAACGCACAAAGUUGCCUGGUUACAACCGGUUUUUAGUGACCCAAUGAACACAGAAUUACAACUCGUCUCCAACUAUGAGAUCCCAAGCUACACGUUUCCCUGGGGCGACUUCACCGUCCAGUACUCGGCCACAAAACUUAGGAACGGGUUAAGGACAGAAUGUGUCUUCAACAUCACCGUGACACCAACACCAUGCGAGUCGCUUCCUGUACCAAAACACGGAACCAUUCUCUGCAAUAACUGGAGUCCAGAUUACGGUCAGUUUUGCUUGCUUGCCUGCGAGAAGACUUACUCCCCGAGUCUUCCCGGGAGAUUGGGAACUUGGAUGAUCUGCGGAGAUGACGGACGAUGGUCUUCUCAACCUAACGAUUGCGAUUUACACUUGAACAAUGAAAGUUAUAUACUGUCCUAUCACCCGAACUAUGUUGAUUUUAUGUACGAGGGAUGCAACGAUACUCAACGACUGAGGGAUCUAUAUUUGAAUCAUAUGUUGAAACAUCCGGACAUUUCUCUGUUCAGUCGAUUAUAUCCCGGUUACGAGGAAAGUUCGUCGGUACGGAUGUACUGUAACCCAUGAACGUACAUAAUGACAAGUAUGAGAAUGUGCUUAAAACUUUGAAUAUUGACACGUUAUGAAACAUGCAUUUAUAAAUACUAUUAAAGUAUGUUUUAUCGAAAAAGAAGACAAAAUUAAU